AUGGAGACGCUUCCCGACCUUCCGCUGCCUUCGGAGUAUAAUCCUCCACCUCCACCCGCUCAGCGAGACCUCGGACCUCCACCUCGAGGCUUUGGCCGCUACGCUGACUUUGACCCCAACGGCGUGCGUUCCAGUGAUGGACUGAACUAUGGUGGCAGUGGCAGUGCCGGAAGAAGCGGGGCUGGCGAGUUCAGUGGAUCUCGCCGGAAUUUGGAUGAAGUGCUUUGCUUCAAGUGA
Peniophora sp. CBMAI 1063 is the source of this 237-nucleotide messenger RNA. NCBI's taxonomy places the organism in Eukaryota, Fungi, Basidiomycota, Agaricomycetes, Russulales, Peniophoraceae. The record is from the annotation of a GenBank genome assembly.